AUGGCGGCGGCGGUGGCGACGCAGCAGCAGCGCAAGUACCAGUGGGGCGAGCUCGCGGACGACGACGGCUCCAGCGACCUCGGCCUCCUCCUCCUCCCGCCGCGGGUCGUCGUCGGGCCCGACGCGGGCGGCCUCCGGAAGGUGAUCCAGUACCGCUUCGACGACGAGGGCAACAAGGUCAAGGUCGUCACCACCACCCGCACCUGCAGCCUCGCGCGCGCGCGUCUCUCCAGGAGCGCUGUCGAGCGCCGCUCGUGGGCCAAGUUCGGCGACGCCGUCAAGGGGGACGACGCCGGCUCGCGCCUCACCAUGGUCUCCACCGAAGAGGUCCUCCUCGAGCGCCCACGUGCCCGAGUGUUAGCACAACGUCUGUAG
This is a messenger RNA of Miscanthus lutarioriparius, 375 nucleotides long. NCBI's taxonomy places the organism in Eukaryota, Viridiplantae, Streptophyta, Magnoliopsida, Poales, Poaceae. The record is from the annotation of a GenBank genome assembly.